AUGCCAACAUACGUAGUCACCGGCGCCCGAGCUGGCAUCGGCCUGGAAUACAUUAACCAACUAAGCAGAUCCCCAUCGAACACCGUCAUCGCCCUGGUCCGCUCCACUGCCCCUUCCACAGACCUCUCGGCCCUCGAAGCCAUCCGGUCCUCCAACACCGCCACGACGCACAUCCUCGAAUGCGACGUCUCCUCCGAGGCAUCCAUCACCACGCUCCCCGGCCGACUGUCAGCAGCUCUCAACAAGGGCCGCAGGACGCCGGCUAAAGUAGACUUCCUCAUCAACAAUGCCGCGACGCUGCAAUUUGCGCACCAGACGAGCCUGACGCUUGAUAAGACGGGGCUGGACGUGCACAUGGAGACCAACGUCCUCGGCCCGGCGAGGUUGGUGCAGGUCCUGCUACCCUUUUUGACAGCCAGGGACGAGGGCGAAAAGGACGGCGUAGAUGCUGCUUACGAGGGCGGAGGGAGGAUCGCCGCAGUGGUCGCCAACAUCACCUCCGGCGCGGGCAGCCUGGGCUGGACCAGCGACGGCCGCGUGGGGAUGCUGGCGGGCUAUUCCAUCAGCAAGGCGGCGCUGAACAUGCUGACGGUGCAUCAGGCUCGAGAGUUGAGGGGCCGAGGGAUCGUGGCGGUGGCUGUCGAUCCGGGUCAUGUCAAGACUGCUUCUGGCGGGCCUGGGGCGACGGUCGAGGUGGAGGAUAGUGCGGGGGGUAUAUUGUCUCUGUUGGCUGGGCUCAAGAGUGCUGAUAGUGGGGGGUUCUUUUUGUGCAAUGGGACGUCCGUCCCAUGGUAG
This is a messenger RNA of Colletotrichum acutatum, 795 nucleotides long. RefSeq names its product NADP-dependent dehydrogenase-like protein. The transcript has a single exon. Bases 1 to 795 code for a protein of 264 amino acids. Gene Ontology annotation, molecular function: oxidoreductase activity, acting on the CH-OH group of donors, NAD or NADP as acceptor. The record is from RefSeq and is a predicted model, not a curated record. NCBI's taxonomy places the organism in Eukaryota, Fungi, Ascomycota, Sordariomycetes, Glomerellales, Glomerellaceae.